AUGAAGUCCCGGCCAGGCGUCACGGCUCUCCUGCUGCCCAUCACCUUCUCCAUCAGCUUGGUCCAAGUAUGUCAUGGAGCUGCAAUUGCUGUUUCAUGUGGUUCCAUCUACAAGAGUUUUGCACAGUGUUUGCUGACACUCGGGGAUAGUUUGGUGGAAACACAAAAAAGCCAGGACACGCAGGACAUUGACAUCAUCUGCAGGUCCUGGAAUGACUUCCACGCUUGUGCCAACACGGCCAUGUCUGGCUGUCCGAGAGAAGCAGCAGCAGUGUGGGAGUCCCUAAGACAAGAAUCCAGGAAAGCCCAGUUCUCUGGGAACCUCUACAAUAUGUGCGCCAGUCUCACCACCCUUCCACCCAGCACUGUGCCUACACCCCUGACCCCUCCUACCUCGGAUCAGACCAACCAGGAAACACUGAAGGGGAGAACGAAUCAAUGGGGCCCUUCUCUCCCCACAAUGUUCUUUCCAACUUGUAGCACUUUGUUAGUGCUGCUCAGGAUGUAG
Molecule: messenger RNA, 507 nt
Organism: Syngnathus typhle (broad-nosed pipefish)
Lineage: Eukaryota; Metazoa; Chordata; Actinopteri; Syngnathiformes; Syngnathidae
Gene: nrn1lb
Product: neuritin 1-like b
Exons: 3
Coding region: 1-507 (168 amino acids)
Biological process (GO): neuron projection extension; nervous system development
Cellular component (GO): plasma membrane
Source: RefSeq, a predicted model, not a curated record